AGGAACAGCUCCUGGCUGCGUUCCGCACGACAUCGGUCAUCGUCUCCAGGUCCUUGACACGGUCGCCGAAGGAUACCCCGUACAGCCCGUCAUGACCCUGGUCGUGUUCUCCCUCCUCGCCUCCUUCGCCGCGCUCGCGUGCGCCAACCCGGUAGCGCGGAACAUGGUCGUGCACGAGGCCCGCGCAUCCGCACCUUCUGGCUUUGUGGCGCAGGGUCCGGCGCCGGCCGACCAGGUGCUGAACCUCCGCAUCGCGUUGAAGCAAGGAGACAUCUCUGGGCUCGAGCAACGCCUCCUCGAGGUCAGCUCUCCCGAGAACGCGGACUUCCGCCAGUGGCUCUCGAAAGAUGACGUCGAGAGUUUCGUCAAGCCCUUGGACGAAACCUCUGCCGCCGUCGCUCAAUGGUUGUCUGAGAAUGGUGUUUCCCCCAAAGCCAUUACGCCUUCCGGGGACUGGCUGCAGUUCAGUGUCCCGGUCAGCAAAGCAAACGAGAUGCUCGAGGCAGACUUUUCCGUGUUCACGCAUCAAGCCACCGGAAGUCAAUCUAUCCGCACGCUGGCGUAUUCCAUUCCAGCCAACCUGCAGGAACACGUGGAACUCAUCCAUCCUACCACUUCGUUCUCCAAGAAGCGCAGCGGACCGGUCAUUUCCUUCCCAAACUCGCUGCCCAAGUCGCAGACCGAUGCAAUCAUAUCCGACGCAACCGUUCCCAACUCAUGCAACACGUCGAUCACUCCCGCGUGUUUGCAGGCAUUGUACGGUAUCCCUACAACUAUAGUCACGGAUACGGAUAGUCAGAUAGGCGUCACGGGCAUGGACAACCAAUUUGCGAACAUGGCGGAUCUGGCUACAUUCCUAGGCACCUUCCGCCCCGACCUUCCCAAGACAACGACUUUCGCGCUGACCUCCGUCGACAAUGGCGUGAACACCCAGACGUUGAGCAAAGCCGGCGUUGAAGCCGACCUGGACAUUCAGUACACCGUCGGUCUGGCUUCGGGCAUUCCCACUACCUUUAUCACAGUGGGAGAACACACCCAGGAUGGAGACGACGAGGGCUUCCUGGACAUCAUCAAUGCAUUGCUGGCAGAGCAAGCUCCUCCGCAAGUGUUUACCACAUCGUACGGUUUCGACACAGAAGCGGAAUUGUCCAAGUCCUUGACUGUAGCCAUGUGCAAUUCAUACAUGCAGUUAACGGCGCGCGGUGUGUCCAUCUUGUUUGCUUCCGGUGACGGUGGUGUUGCCGCCACUCCCGGAGAAAAGUGCAGCGCAACUUUCCUGGCUACAUUCCCUACGUGUCCUUUUGCGACCCUUGUCGGCGCCACCGAGAACGUGAACCCGGAGCGCGGAGCCGAGCUUUCCGCCGGAGGGUUCUCUAACUACUUCGCACAGCCCUCCUACCAGUCGACGGCGGUGGAGAGCUACCUGACCAAGCUCGGCUCCGAAUUUUCCGGCAAGUUCAACCGUUCUGGACGUGCCUAUCCCGACGUAGCGGCUCAGGGUCAAAGGGUCGAGAUUGUUGUUUCAGGAAAGACCGGACUGGUUGCUGGCACUUCGUGCUCAUCGCCUAUCUUCGCGUCGGUCAUCGCUCUUCUGAACGAUGAGCUAUUGAAAGCCGGAAAGCCGGUGCUUGGCUUCCUGAAUCCGUGGGCCUACGCUAACCCGCAAGCGUUCAAUGACAUCACCACUGGAAAUAACCCUGGCUGCGGGACCACCGGGUUCCCCGCGACGGCAGGUUGGGAUCCGGUCACGGGCCUCGGUACGCCCAACUACGCGGCGAUGCGGACAGCUGCUGGGCUGUAAUAUAGACGAAUGCUGCCGCUGUUCUCCCGCACUAGCAGAGAUGUCCAUAAGUUGUGCAAAAGCCAAACAGAAGAAGACUGCGUGCUCUACUUGGCGCGCGCCCGUUGCGAC
Molecule: messenger RNA, 1912 nt
Organism: Punctularia strigosozonata HHB-11173 SS5
Lineage: Eukaryota; Fungi; Basidiomycota; Agaricomycetes; Corticiales; Punctulariaceae
Product: subtilisin-like protein
Exons: 15
Coding region: 92-1801 (569 amino acids)
Biological process (GO): proteolysis
Molecular function (GO): tripeptidyl-peptidase activity; serine-type endopeptidase activity
Source: RefSeq, a predicted model, not a curated record